Apus apus (common swift) is the source of this 1287-nucleotide messenger RNA. RefSeq names its product shisa family member 4 (gene SHISA4). The coding region runs from base 320 to 916 and encodes 198 amino acids. The transcript is spliced from 5 exons. Lineage: Eukaryota; Metazoa; Chordata; Aves; Apodiformes; Apodidae. The record is from RefSeq and is a predicted model, not a curated record.
GGCACCGGGCUGCGGCGUCACUGCGGGCCUGCGCCGGCCCCGCACCGGGAGCCGCUGGGACCGAUACCGGUAACCGGGCUCCACCGGCACCGGGAUCCGCUGGGACCGAUACCGGCACCGGGCUCCACCGGCACCGGGACCCGCUGGGACCGAUACCGGCCCCGGGCUCCACCGGCCCCGCGGCCCUGGGAGCGGCCCCGGGCUUCCAGUGGCCCCGCAGCACCGGCCCCAGCCCCGCCGCCCCGGGCCCGUUGCGGCCCCGCAGCCGCCGUCCCCAGCCCGGUCCCGGGCAGCGCUGAGCACCGGGCCCGGCCCCGCCAUGGGGCCCGGCGGCAGCGGCGGCGGCUGGUCCCUGGCCGGGACCGUGCUGGUGGCCGUGGCCACCUCGCUGGCGGCGGGGGGCGAGGACUGCCUGUGGUACGUGGACAGGAACGGCUCCUGGCACCCCGGCUUCGACUGCGACUUCCUCACCUUCUGCUGCGGCACCUGCCACCAGCGGUACUGCUGCCGGGACCCGCUGCGCCUGCUCACCGAGCGCCAGCAGCGCCACUGCCUGGCCUUCAGCCCCAAGACCAUCGCAGGGAUCGCCUCGGCCGUCGUGCUCUUCAUCGCCAUCGUCACCACCAUCGUCUGCUGCUUCAUGUGCUCCUGCUGCUACUUGUACCAGCGCCGGCAGCACCUCCGCACCCCCCUGCAAGGCCCAGAGAUCCCUCUCAGCAGCUACCCCCCCGCACCCCCCCCAGCCCCCUUCCCCAUGGACCCCAAAGCCGGCCCGUUGCCCCCCCAGCCCGGCUUCACCCCCAUGGCCACGUACCCCCCCGCCCAGUACCCCAUGUACCCCUCUGCCCCCCCCAUCUACAACCCCACAGCUCCUCCACCCUACGUCCCAGCACAGCCCAGUUACCCCGGAGCCUGAGCACCCACCAGGACCCCGCACCCACCACCGGGCUGGGGACCCUCAGCCAACCCCCUCCCCGGGGAGGGUGCUGGGGGGGGGCCCGGAUCGGGCCCUUUCCAGCCAUCCCGAGGGGGGGGGUGACCUCGUGCCACCAGCACAGGGUGGCUCUUGUCCCACACACUGGGUCCUUUGUGGGCGCCUCCACCCCCGGCUCCGGCUGCCAAAGGCCCCGUUGCACACAUGGAAGAGCCGAGGGGGGGGGCACCCGGGGGGGGGUUUGGGGGUCCCCCCGAGGGCCGAGCAUCGCUGUCCUCCUCCCCCCCUCCCCCACGCCUGCAUCUGGAUUUUUUUCCCCCUGGGAUUGGCAUUAAACUGUGUCCUGUGUCCCA